ACAGUCAUUUACAGUUUCGUACCUUAAAAAUAAAUGUGGGUUGUCCUUAGAAUCUGCUUUAACUGCCUCCAAGCAUGUUCAUUUCGAAACCCCAGAAAAACCUGACUCUGUCAUUGCGUUAUUCAAGAACCAUGGUUUUCUCACAGCUCCAAAUCACCCGCCUCAUCAAAAAACGGCCACUAGUGCUUAUAUCUGAUGCUGAGAAAACCCUUUUGCCCAAACUUGAAUUUCUUCGCUCUAAAGGUUUUUCAAUCCCUGACCUUGCCAAAAUCGUGUGUAAUACCCCAGCUACAAUGGCGUUGAGCUUAGAGAAAAAAAUAAUCCCUUCUUUUAAUUUCCUUAGUAAUGUGCUUAUGUCUGAUGAGAAGAUUAUUCAUGCUGUAAAACAAAAUCCGCGCCUUAUGGGUUACAGCCCUAAUGCUGUUUUGUUACCCAAUAUCAAUAUUCUUCUGGAUAAUGGAGUUCCUGAAUGUAAUAUUGUUAAAACACUUUAUUCUCUGCCUUCAACAUUGAUCAAAAGUCCAAUUCGGUUUAAGGAUAUGGUAGAGGAAGCAAAGGAAAUGGGGUUUAAUCCUUCGAGGCCAAUGUUUAUGGUAGCACUCUAUGCAAUGAGUUCAAUGACCAAACCAACAUGGAGGAGGAGGUUUGAAGUUUUUAAGAAGUUUGGUUGGUCUGAGCAAGAGGUUUUAGAAGCUUUUCAGAGGCAUCCCACGUUUAUUAGGGUGUCCGAGGAUAAAUUUAUGGCGAUAAUGGAUUUUCUAGUGAACAGAAUGGGUUUUCAGUCUUUACGCAUUGCCAAACAUCCCCGAAUACUGUUGAUGAGCUUGGAGAAAAGGAUUGUUCCGAGGGGUCUGUUUGCUCUAGAUUUGUUGUCCAAAGGUGUUAUCAAACACAUUAACUUGAGGGCAUUGUUGGGCCCUUCAGAUUCUUCAUUUAUUGAGAAGUUUGUGAACCGCUAUGAUGCUGAACUGUUAAAGCUAUAUCAAGAAAAGUUAGAUCUUUCAAAAAACUGGAAAAUGGGUGGGCACAAGCUGCAGCAUUUAUAGAUUGUUGACAUUAAAAGAUUCAAAUUUUCCUCUUUUUCCUUUGAUUGAGUUGGAUUCUUUAAUCUGAAACUUGAGUUUUGGUUAGGAAUGCCACUAAUACGAAUUUUUUAGCUUUAUUAUUUUCUGCCAUUAGUGAAGCUUGAAGUUGACUCUGUGCGACAAUUAGCUGUACUAUUUUGUGUUACUUUUGUAUCCAAUGCAGCUGGGAGACAAACUUCUCAAGUUAUAGUUAUUGUUUUGCCUGAUAUCUGCUUUCUGUAGCUGCACAUUCUCAUGCCAUGUCUAAGCAAGGAGCAUAUUUAGGAUUGGUUUAAUAUCCUGCCCGCUAUUCUGAAAGUGCACCAUGAUGCUCCAGCCCCAAGUGUUUAAAUAAUUCCAAGAAAAGCUUACGAUCACGAGAAACCUUGUAAAUUUCUGACAUUUUGGGGGUUAAUAAUGCAUGAAAAUAUUGUUUUUUGUUGAUGUUCUACAGGUUUUUGUUCUUUCAUUUUGGUUGUCCAGGGACUGUGGGCUAGGGGGUUGUAGAAUGGAAGCUAUAUAAUACAGGUUGUGAACCCAAAAUUCAACUAUUUUUUGUCAUUUGAAAAAAGAACAUAGAGUUCUUUACUAUGCUAAUGUUUGUGCAGCUAACCUAAUUAACUCCUCAAACUUGAUUUCGUUUCUGAUGUGAUGAGAGUGCAAUGAUUGGCUGUGGGAUGCCACCAGAGCCCACUAUGCAAGGCUCAAAAGGUUGCAUGUUUAAAGUGUUAGCUUGAUACCCUACAAUAUGGAAAUGGAAUCAUUCUACUCCCCCCCCAAUUGGUUUAGCCGCUUCUAUCCUCCAACAAUGACUGGUAUAGUAAGAGGAGACAUAGCUAUACUUGGGGGGCAAUAUACAGCAAUUCUAAAGGAUGGUUGAUUGCAGUGUAAUCCUCCAAAUCCGGUUUGGCUCACUGCUGUGUCACAACAAUAAAUCCCUAUGAAUAAUCGUCUUAGCUAACAUUUAGGGAGACAAAUUAGCCCUUUGUCUCAAUACUUAUAGCAGCCUGAUUUGUUCUGAUGAAAAGACUGUCAAAGCUAUAAAAGGGUAACCAUUUCUUAUUUCAUAUAGUAUGAAUAUUAUUAAUGGUCAUUUGGUGUGUAAUAUCAAUAUUUUACGAGAUCAUGGAAUGCCAGAAUCAAAUAUUAUCAAGAUACUUUAUCAAUUUCCUAGUUCUUUGUUGACAAAUCCUGGUAGCCUUAAGGAAAUAGUGGGAAAAAAAGACGAAAUUGGGUUGAAUAGGUCCUCUGAUACUGAAAUUUG
Messenger RNA from Durio zibethinus, 2328 nucleotides. The record is from RefSeq and is a predicted model, not a curated record. NCBI's taxonomy places the organism in Eukaryota, Viridiplantae, Streptophyta, Magnoliopsida, Malvales, Malvaceae.